Molecule: messenger RNA, 2025 nt
Organism: Phytophthora megakarya
Lineage: Eukaryota; Oomycota; Peronosporomycetes; Peronosporales; Peronosporaceae
Source: the annotation of a GenBank genome assembly
UUCACCCGGAUCCUGAAGUCUGAAGAUCACGCAAGUACUCUGGAUGUGUUUGAAGACGGGGAACCGGUGGAUCCGGGCAAGCAAUCGGUGCUGGGUCGCAGAUCAUAUAUCGAUGACAUCCUGAUUCCCGCCAAUAACUGGGAUCAACUAUGCGAUCGAGUCGAAGGUUUACUCGAAGCGUGUGAUAAGUGGAAUCUGUCGAUCAGUGUGGUCAAGAGUUUCUGGGGAAUGCCUAAGGUGGAAUAUAUAGGUCACAAGGUCUCUUACAAUGGACUGGAGGCGAAUCCGACGGAUCUGUCGGCACUAACUGAUCUAGCUUUUCCAGGACUAUUCGAUUAUGCGUCAGUUCUGCAUGAAUUGCGAGAAAUCGACUUUGCUGCGAUGAUGAAAGAGGCUACCCAAGCGCAGAUCCAGCAAGUGUUGGAGGUGGAGAACGUGGAUCACGGAUCGCAGGAAGGUGGGGUGGUCAACCACCGAAAGACUUUGGAUCUGGAGGCGACAGAUCUUACUGAGGUGGAUCCGCGUUGGAUCCAUGCCCAUCGGUCCUUCAGGGUGCUUAAGACUAAGAUCGCUGCUACUCCGAUCUUACGGCACUUUGAUCCAGAUCGGAGAGCAGAUCGGAGAGCCACGGUCGUGGUGUAUGCUAGUGAUUGGGCCAUCUCAGGAUCACUGAUGCAGGAAUACGACCAGAUCUACUAUCCCGUGAUGUUUGCGAGCCGUACGCUGAAAUCGAAUGAGCUGAAUUACGGAAUCGCAGAGAAGGAGGUACUAGUCCUUCUAAGAAUCCUGGAUCUUAACUACAAUGCAUUGGUCGGACGUCCGAUCUAUGUGUUGACCCGACACUCUACUUUGGCGUGGCUCUUCAGAUCCACAGCCCUACAAGGACGUCUGGGACAGUGGGGCGCUCUGUUGUCGCCUUGGACUCUCGAGAUCACCAAGUGUGUCAAUGGAGAGGACGAGAUCUUAGGAGCAUUGGCAGCCAGUAUUCCCCCUAGAUCCGAAGUGGAUAAGGCAUUGAUCUCGAUUGCCCCUAAAAAGGAGCCAAGACGCAAGAUCCAAGCUCCGAUCCCCACUAUUGGACGCGACGAGGAUCUAUACGUCGUUGAUUUCGAUGGAUCUGCCCGUAUCAAGAGAGGUGGAGGCGCCUACAACGCGAUCUUGUGGAAGCUGCCUGAAUGGAGGGUGUUGAAGGCUAGAUCUGGGUACGCCGAAGGCUUGACGGUGAACGAGGCGGAAUAUCAUGGAUUGUUGCUAUGUUUGGAUCUGUUGGAAGAUCUGGAGCCACGACGCCGGGUGAUCUGCGGAGACUCAAACCUGGUGAUUUGCCAAGUACGAGGUGAGAUCGACUGCAAGACCCCGGGUUUGACACUGUUGCGCCAGCGGGCUUUGGAUCGACUCCGCGUUUGGCCGGGUCACGAGCUAUUGCAUGUUAAGCGAGAUUGGAAUGUUAGCGCUGACAGCUUGGCCAGCGCCGCACUACAACGACAAUGUGGGAUCGAGGUCGAGAUCGAAGAGGAGAUCCAGGAUCUAGUGACCUUGAACCGGCUGGAUGAGAUCCUGAUGAAGUAUUUGGUUGGAGAAAUCCGGGAUCUGACACAAGAGGAUGCUAAAGUGUUUGAAUCUAUUGCUAUGAAUUACGAAGUGGAUCAGUCGGAUCUACUCUUCUACUGCCCGACAACUAAGGAGGAAGCUGCAGAUCGAGACAAGCUGAUGCGAUUGGUGAUACCCGAGACACUCCAACAGGCCAUUUUGUAUCACUAUCAUACGAGCUUGCAGGGCAAAGGAGGACCUCGGUUCCAGGGCGAGUCACCUGGUAACCUUCAGGCGACAUACCCAUUCCAGAUCAUUGCCAUGGAUCACAUACCUUCGCUGCCUAGAUCCUUCAAUGGCAACACCGAAUUGUUGAUCUUCGUGGAUCUAUUCUCGGGAUAUGUGACCGCCAAAGCCAGCGCACUAGAUCCGCUCAAACAAUCGCUGAGACCUACGAAGAAUGCGUCUUCCGCAGAUUUGGCGCUAGCGAGGUGA